AGACGAAGAAGAUCACCUGGCAAACGUUUGUUUGCUUGCUAGCACAUGUGGAUACUCAUAAUGUUGUCAUUUCCGCGGACCUCUUGUUAGUGUGGCUAUAAUGGAACUAGUAUGGGAGGACCCCGAGGUCCCCGAUGCUCCUUUGUUUACCAAUGAUCUUUAUGUCAAAUAUUCACUUGCACCUAAUGUCAGAGAGCUGUGGGACUUUCUCCAAAGUCCUGUACAGAACAUAAAACAGGACUGUGGGACUUCAAAAGCUUCCUCCUCCUCUCCUUCUACAAAAGACGCUGACGUUGAUACUGACGAUCCGUUUACAGACAAUGAUGGGCAGGGUGCAGCACAAUGUUGGGAUACAGAGAAAUCAAGAGUAAAGCUCAAGCCGAUUGAGAUGGAGGCGGGUGCUGUUUACCCUGAACCCAGAAUGCCCUACCCCUGUCCGUCCAGCCUAUCAAUCAAUGGCCAGAAGACUUAUCUUGGCUUUUUGAUGAGUAAGAAAGCAAGCGAUCCUCCACAGAACUUGCAGGCACAAGUAAACAGUGAAGUGAUGCAGUUCAUGAGGUACCUGAAAGACGUGGCCAAAAUAUGUGCUGACGACUACAACUUCAUAUCACAGGGAGCUAUGCAAUAUUCCGAGGAGUUCUUCAGGGGGUGUUUGGAGCACAUCAGGACGUUUCCUGAGCUCUACCAGAUCCAUGAGAUGACUAGUCUGACCGGGGGAACAUUCAACCCAGGGCUGAAGCUGACCUUUGAGAAACAGCUGCUGGUCAUGGGCAAUGUGGAUAUUACAGACCACACCAUGGUGCCUGCUGAUGCACAGCUUGCAUCGGAUUAUCAGAGUGUUUCAUCACAAAAUCCUCCAGCUAAAAAAGCCAAGGACAUGCACGCUACAAUCAGCGGUGAUGUUAAUGCUAGCAGCCUGUGUGCUCGUUAUGAGCCUCAUGUGUGUCUCACUCGAGACGCCCUCGUAAGGCUGCUAGAUAACCAUGGCCCAGACUUUGCAGAGCAGUGGGAAUUACCGGUUUGGAUCAAGUUAAACCCAGGAGAAGGCAAUAGACAGAAGAAGACUGUAUAUAUAGACUCACCCCUUCUGAAGACUGAAAUGACCAUGAAAGAGAGGAGCCAUGUCUUCCAUGAGGAGAGUCUGAAGCUCUCCAUCAAGAAGAAUGGGAGUAAAAAUGUCUUCCAUUUAAUGACGGAGCUUCGUGAGGAUAAGCAGCAACUCUCUGAGGGCUCAAAAAGAAAUAUAGUGUCUGGUGAAAACAGUGGACUUGACUUUGAGGUGGACCUUACUGACCUGGAGACAUUUGGUGAGACGAAACCCAUUAAAACCCCAAAGACGCCGAAAAAGAAGAACGAGCAGGAUGCCUGUGUUGAAAGUACGAAAGCAUCAAGUUCUGCGUCUGUGACUAAUACUAAAAGGUCCAGUGAGCGUCCUGCAAACACUACCAGCAGUUCACAAGAAGAGAUGGACACCUCAGUGGCAGGUGAGGAUGAUCCCGUAACAGAGGAGAGAAAUCAGCCAGCUGGGAAUGAGGCCAUUGCACCAACAACUGAAGACAUGAGGCCGGACUCUCCUCAGGAAUGUAACGAAGACCCACCUUUUAUGGGAGAUUCUGAUGAAGAUCAACUGGUCAUUGAUGACUCCAUUGUGUGUCCAGCUCAAACACCUACUACACAAUGUAAGACCACACAACUCUCUGCUGACGCCAGAUCUGAUUCUCUAAACUCAGAGUGUUCUUCCCCUGAAAAACCAACAAAGCAGAAACGACAAUCCAAAAAAGCAAAGGUAUCCGGCGACCAGCUGAGUGACAUCCUGCGCAUGCAGACAGCCAUGUUCAACUGUGCCAGUGACACGGCCAAAAGCUCCACUGUAUCCCAAGAGAUGAGCUCACCAGCCCGAGGUGCGGGACCCUCAGUUCACUCUUAUCCUACGUCUCUGGUGAAGCCCUGUGUGUCCUCAUAUUUGGAGAGAAACAACAACCAGGAUGGAGAGAGCGACGCUGCUUCUCACGAAUCUGCACUAGAGGCCAACAGUACAAAUACAAAGCAUAAAAAACUACUGUCAGAAGAACUGCAGGCUGGUGCAGAAGAUGAGCAAGAUUACGUCGCUCCAGAAGAAGGCAACCUGCUCUACAAGCUCUACAGUCUGCAGGACCUGCUGCUCAUGGUGCGGAGCUCUGUGUCACUGACCCAUAGCAGGAGAGUCGGCCAAAACGACCAAAACCAGCAUGUGCCAGUGCAUAUCUUGCCCAAGCUGGAGUACCAGCUGAGUUAUGGAGUUGAGUGUCUGAACAGCAGUGAGGCUUGCCAGCUGUGGACGGAGAAAUUGCUCCACUCCAGCACUGUACCCUGCAUAGCUCACAUCAAUGCGCUCACAUCAAAAGUAGCUCUGCUCACAAAGCUGCCCGACAACUGGAAACCCAACAUCUCCUGUGGGUUCAAGCCAUCGAAGUCUCUGAAUAUACUGCACCACCUACUGAAAAAGCUUACUGGGUUAGAGGAAGGACAGUACCUGAUUGCGCACAAGGCAGGGGAACCAUUUGUGACCCUAUUAAAAGUGGCUAAUGGGAAAGUGAGUCGGGGGGCAUACAACCUGCAGCAGGUCCACAGCUCCGUCCCCCAGCCCCCCACAUCCGGCCUCGUCCCCUGGAUACCUGUUGAUCCAUCUGUGGUGCUGCCCUUCCACAAGAAACACGGCCGUGUCCCCUGCACCUUCCCGCCAAAACCCUUUGUGCAGACAGCGAAAGAUGGUUCAUCGCAGUCGCAGUACAACAACCAUGGAGCCGGACAGGCAAAGAACAACCGGAAUGCAGUAGGCAAACUGAAGAAACGACAAAAGAACCGUAAAAAGUAUAUUAAAAACCUACUUAAAAAGACAUUUUAAGAAGUCCCACGUCAAAGGAUUCAAUAUCAUGUCUUCUCAUUUCAUAUAAGGUGAGGAGCUGAACCUGUACUGCUAAGGAAAGGAAAGGAAAGCGCAGCAUAGCACUAACAAUGUACAUCACUUCAUACUGGUGUUAUACUAAGACUUUGAACAUAAAUGUGAACGUUUAAGCACUUUGAGAGUAUAAUCUAGAACUUUCUAUUUUUUCAUAUGUUGGUAAUUAUAAUUUGUGAAAAGAUAUAAAUAAUAAACUUUGUCUAAGUAACCAUAUGUGAGUAUGUCUUUAUAACUGUUUGUGUGGAACGAAUGAUUCAAGACAUCACCUUGAACAUUUCCUGAGGGUACAGAUGUUCCAGUGACUUAUGAAUAGUGUUUUGGGGAAAA
Messenger RNA from Notothenia coriiceps (black rockcod), 3268 nucleotides. RefSeq names its product interactor of little elongator complex ELL subunit 2 (gene ice2). The record is from RefSeq and is a predicted model, not a curated record. The transcript is spliced from 15 exons. Gene Ontology annotation, biological process: snRNA transcription by RNA polymerase II; snRNA transcription by RNA polymerase III; positive regulation of transcription by RNA polymerase III. NCBI's taxonomy places the organism in Eukaryota, Metazoa, Chordata, Actinopteri, Perciformes, Nototheniidae. The coding region runs from base 101 to 2884 and encodes 927 amino acids. Gene Ontology annotation, cellular component: transcription elongation factor complex.